AUGUGUUGUUUAAUAGAUAUUAAUUCCAAUAUUCAAUAUAAUAACACAUUGUGUGGGUUGUUAGAUAAUGAUAAAAAACAAAUCUAUCCACCAUGUAAAUCUUUUAGCGAUGCAGGAAAAGUUUCAUCAGAUUUGGAAAUUGUAUAUGAUAAAAUUGGCGAUUUUAUUUCAUUUUUAAUUGUUCAUAGUGAAGGUGAAAAUGAAAUAAUUGUCGAAAAUGAUUCAUUGGGCCAACUAAAUUAUUUUUGUAAUAUAAAUUUUGUAAUUGUCGAUAAUAAUUUAAAACCAAUAAAAACAAGUGUUCCAAUAGUAACGAUCAAUGGAAAAAAUGCAACUCAAGAUUUUUUAACGACAAAUGAAGAAAUUAUAUAUUAUAAAUGUAGCAAUAUUACAUUUUCGAUGAAUUAUUUCAAUUUUAUUAAUUGGAAUAGACAUUCAAUACUAAAAGUAAAUUUGCAAGAAAAUUCAAUUGGUUUUAAUAGAACAUUCGAAUUUACAAAUUGUAUCUUCAAUAACUCAAACUCAAUUGUUAAAACAAUCAGGUUUUCAAAUAGCCUAAUUGAAUUAGUUCAUAAAAAACUAUAUUUUAUAUCAUGCAUAUUUGAUGAGAUCAAUAGCAAAUUUAGUAUGAACAAAUACUACCCAAAUAAUGAUAAACUCAGUAUUAUAGAAACUAGUUGGACCGAUAUUUAUUUUAUAAACUCAAUUAUCAAAAAUUCACGUUUUGGAAGGAAACCAUUUUUAUUAAUUCAAAACAGAGCAUUGAUAAAAUUUUCAAAUACAAGUAUCUAUAAUAAUAUUAUAAAAAAUCAAUUUAUAAAUAUAAUUAAUGAUGUUGAUGUGUCGAUCGAUAAAUUAGAUGUUUUUAACAACACAGUAAAUCAAUUUUUUUAUAUAUCUAAUGAUAUAAAACUAAAUACAAAAAUACAUUAUAGAAUGAAAUAUUUAAAUUUUAAAAAUAAUAUUUUCAAAUCAAAUAGCUUGGGCGAUAAUAACGAUGUUUUUAUAUUAAAUAUUAAUGCAACAAAAAAGGGACAAGAUGUGGACUAUAGCAUGGACAAUAAUUAUAUAUCUAUUGGAUAUUCAGUAUUCACAGAUAAUUCUUAUUUCGAAAGUAAUCAUACACAAAACUUUAAACUUUUAUAUGCAAAUUCAAAUUGUAGAAUAAGAUUUUACCAAACUCUUGUGGGUAAAGAGUUUUCCGAUGCAAUUAGUGCCCCAUUCCCAUAUUCAGUAAUAAUUUCAAAUAGUGAAAUACAGUCCCAUCAUCCAGUAAUAGCAUUUAACACAACCUUAUAUUUAUUUAAUAGUUCAAUUCCUAAUAAAUUUAUUCUGGAACAAGGUUCAAUUGUUUAUUCAAAUACAAGCUAUGAUGGAAGUAAUGAUGAUGAUUUUUAUACUUCAAAUGACCAUAGUGGCAAUAAUAAAUACAACUCUAACGAAACACACAUAGAUAUUGGCAAACUAACAAGAGAUAACAAUAAAUUGGUAUUGGUUAUUGUUUUAUCAAUAGGUAUUCCAUUGGCAAUUUUUUCUUCAUCAAUUAUAAUAUACUUUAUUAUUAAAAAAAGUGAUAGAUGUAAACAUAAAAAGAAAGAAGAAGAAACAAAGGAAAAUACAAUACAUACAGAUUUAGACAUGAAUGAAUUUGAGGCAAAUGUCGAUAAUGUUGACGCCUCAACCUCAACAGAAGAUUUAAAAAAGAAAAUUAAUUUGGAUGAUGGAGAGCCUGAAUCUGAUUAG
Molecule: messenger RNA, 1743 nt
Organism: Dictyostelium purpureum
Lineage: Eukaryota; Evosea; Eumycetozoa; Dictyosteliales; Dictyosteliaceae
Exons: 2
Coding region: 1-1743 (580 amino acids)
Source: RefSeq, a predicted model, not a curated record